Messenger RNA from Daldinia caldariorum, 1474 nucleotides. RefSeq lists its product as uncharacterized. The transcript has 2 exons. The coding region runs from base 265 to 1278 and encodes 337 amino acids. Lineage: Eukaryota; Fungi; Ascomycota; Sordariomycetes; Xylariales; Hypoxylaceae. The record is from RefSeq and is a predicted model, not a curated record.
CACCGACCUAGCUGCCUCAAAUUCUUGCUUAUUACCCUUCCCGGUAACCACCUCUCCUCCCGGCGAGGCUGAAACGUACAAAGAAGCUCUACCGAAAAGCUUCUCGAGCAGACUCGUGGAAGCAACGCGGAUAUUGCUAAUUCUAAUAAUCCUGCCCGUCCGUUCAAAAAAUUGAUACCCCUUUGCUUUGCUCUGCUUUGCUUGGUAAAUCUACUUUCUACAUCUUGGUUUUUAUAUGUUCUUUUCCCGUCACGCCUACCGCCAAUGAAUAUGCCGAAGCACACCCGCUCGUCCAGUUCGAGCCAUAACCGGUACUCGAACCCCAACGCCAUGCCCGUCUCCCUGGCCCCCUCGGCUCCCGUCCCGAUCUACAGCACGCGACCGUCCCUACCGCUGAACACGGGAGGUUACUACCCUAAUAUCGCCUCGACGUCGGCCCAGCCUCCCAUGCAGGCGCAGCCGUACGACCCCUACCCGGCGGACGUAGUCACGCAGGCCCCCAUGCCCAACCGUCCGUCUUCCGGGGCGUGGACGGUCCAGGACGACCAGAACCUGCUGGCGGCGAGGCAGCAGGGCCUCAACUGGGCGCAGAUCCAGAGCAGUUACUUCCCCAACAAGUCGCCCAACGCCUGCCGGAAGCGCCACGAGCGGCUGAUGGAGCGGAAGGGCGCCGACGACUGGGAUAACAGGAAGCUCGAACGCCUAGCCAAGGAGUACAUGAGCAUGCGCAAAGAGAUCUGGCAGCCUCUCGCGGCACGAACGGGAGAGAAGUGGAUAGUUGUUGAGGCCAAGUGCAUGAACAACGGCCUCAAAAACUUGCAGUCGGCAGCGCGGUCGGCAGCGCGACGGGAGCGGCUGGAAUCAGGGCAUCCAAUGCACGGGUAUGACGACGAUAGCGGGAUUUCAGGCAUUGGUCUGACUCCAGUAGAUGACCUCGACGCCUCGUAUAGCAGCCCCGAGACGACGGCGUCCAGCUCGCACUCGGGCGGGAGCAACGCCGGCGGCGGUUACGGCGGCGCCAUGCAUCCUAUGGCUCUGAGCAACAACCCGUACGGCAACAACUACACCACCAGCGCCGGUGGCCUCUCGUCUAGCUACGGCUCUUCCGUCUCGUCUUCGGCCGCCGCCGCUCAUUACAGCACUGCCAUGCACGGUUCUCACUCCCAAGGGGGCUCUCCUUAUAUGGGGGACGGGCAGAGGCUCCCCAGCGUCGACAUGGGCAUCGAUGCCAUUAUUAAUCGACCCGGUCACAACGGCGGCCAUGCUCACGGCAUGUGAGAAGAAAAAAAGACAUAAUUCGGCGUUAACAAGGUCAUUAUUCAUAAUUUCGUAUUCAACCAUCCCGCUCGUUAUCCGUCCUUCCCCCCCCCUUCCUUUUUUUUUUUCUUUCACACCAACUCUUACUAUUACGUCGUAAUGAUUUAUCUAUUUCAAAACUUACUUUCAUUUUUUACAUGCGGCGGUGUUGCCGCCU